Schistosoma turkestanicum is the source of this 204-nucleotide messenger RNA. Lineage: Eukaryota; Metazoa; Platyhelminthes; Trematoda; Strigeidida; Schistosomatidae. The record is from the annotation of a GenBank genome assembly.
AUGCCUAAAACCUCUACUAAAGUCAUAGAUACUCUUCAACAAUUUAUAACUGCUUGUUCCAAUGGUGAAUUAGAAAAAUUACCUAAACUAAGUGCUUUCGAUCCGAUUUCAUACAAUGGAAACUGGCGCCAUGUACUCAUUCGUGAAUCAAGAUUUGGAGAUACAUUAGUUGUUUUAUACAUUAAUGCACAUGGCUUUACUGAG